CCUGCUGUGUGUGGAUCUUCUCAAGAACAUGUUAGUACAACUUCUCAGGGAGAGAUUCCUCCUCAUGGUGUAUCUGAAUAUGGCUCUGAAGCGGACACAGUGGAGUCUUUUGAUCAGCCAAUGCCACUAGAAACCACUCCAGUUCCCGUGGAAGUUGAGAAACCUAGCUUCCAUACUGUUGGAAUACAAGACCCUACUGCUGAAGCAGUUGAUAUAAUGCCAGAAUCCGUGGAAAAGUCAGGUUUCAUGACUGACAUUGGUUUGUGGCCCAACUCAUCUACUCUGGAGAUGCAGUAG
Messenger RNA from Pelobates cultripes (western spadefoot toad), 297 nucleotides. The record is from the annotation of a GenBank genome assembly. Lineage: Eukaryota; Metazoa; Chordata; Amphibia; Anura; Pelobatidae.